AAAUCAUGGGCACUGAAACGCUAGAAUUUUGCAAAUUUUUAUUUCCAAAGAAACUGAUUAAUGCGGUAUAUAUAUAUUAUUAUACCGAAUAUUUAAUACUGUAACACAAAAAUGGUAAAGGGGUUAGAUGACUCGCAAUAUGUGAGCCACGAAAAAGCGUCGAACGUAAGAUCUAUUCUAUCCUUAGUUAAUGAUAGAACGUUGACAUCACGUUUGACAUGAUAGCGAAAGACCGGCAAUUUAAUUUCGAUUGUGAUGGACAAACUAGAGGUUCCAGUUUUUUACGACGACGAACCCGAUUUUAUGGAACACGAUUAUUUACAAGAUGUGGAAUAUGAAUACGAAUAUGAAGAUGUGGAAAAAGAAACAUUAUUUGAAUUAUAUCAGUAUUGUCUUCGACCUACUAUUUACGAUACAGUAUUAUAUCUACUGCCACUAUUUAUUUCUACCAUAAUAUUUAGAUUGUGUGCAUAUUCUCAACAUAUAUCGCAUAAAACUUUUCAUAUAUUGUCAAUAUUGAUUGGUAUAUGUAACAUUUAUCGUUAUGUAGCAGAAUGUUUAUACACGUUACUAAUACUUUGUACGAUUUCAUAUGUCACUUUACAUAUACCCAAGAGAUAUUGUAAAUAUGUGGGUAUAUUUUUACCUUCACUUUUUGUUAUAACAUACUGUGAAUUUUCUAUGCCAUCUAUCAUAUGGCAUAAAGUACGGGGCGUAGUAAUGACUGUAGCAAUGAAAACAAUUAGUGUAGGAAUAGAUAAAUCUGAUAUAAACGAUCUACCUAAUAUUUAUGCCUAUAUGGGAUAUAUGUUUUGUAGCGUCACUUGCUUAUUUGGUCCUUGGAUAUCAUUUAAGGAUUAUAUAUCAAUACGUCAUGUAGCUAAUCAGGAUAAGUGGUGGAUAUUAUAUAUUAUUCAGUAUGCAUUAUUAUCCUUUCUUUUUUUGUCUAUCUCGAAUUGUUGGGCACAAUGGAUAAUCAACGACACUUCAUGGAAAUGGUUAUUAGCUUAUAAGGAUGCAUUAUCUUUUAGAAUGUCUCAUUACUUCAUUUCAUACAUUGCAUCCAGUUUAUUAUUACUAGGAGGAUUUCCAUUUGCAUUAAGCACUAUAGUAAAACCAUUACAAAUAGAAUUGCCACAUUCACUUGUACAUGUUGUUAUUUGUUGGAACGUGCCAAUGCAUUUUUGGCUCAAAACAUAUAUAUUUCGUCCCAGUAUUAAAUAUUUGGGAAAAUUUGGAGCUGUAACAAUGACAUACUUAACAAGUGCUCUUUUACAUGGAUUAAAUUUUCAAUUAGCAGCAGUUUUGCUUAGUCUUGGAUUUUAUACCUAUAUAGAAUUUCAACUCAGAUCUCUGCUUGCUAAUAUUUUUGAUGCAUGUAUUGCAUCAAAGAAAUGUAUUAAAGCUAAAUGUACACAUACAUAUAAUACUGACAAUUCAUGGUGGGUGUUUUUAACAAAUGUGAUGUUUUCUGGAUUGUCAAUUUUUCAUUUAGCUUAUUUAGGCCUUAUGUUUGAUACAUCUGAAUUACAAGAAACAGGGUAUAGUUAUAUUCAUACUAUUGAAAAAUGGUCACAACUUGGAUUUGCUAGCCAUUGGGUAGUCUUUGCUACAUAUUGCAUAUAUUUUUUGAUGAGAUAGUACUAAUAUAAAUGUACAAAUGAAACAUUUAUUUUUUUAAUGUAUUUAAAACAUAUCAUUUAAUUAAAUUUAAAUAUAAAUGUUAUUUUUUAUAUCAAUUAUAAUACUUAAUAUAAAUCAAAAAGCAUUUAAUAAAUUUUUAUAAAAAUUAUUUAAGUAAAAAUACAAAAGUACAUAAAUAGACUUACAACUUACAUGGAAUAAACGGGAUAUGAUUUGAUAAAAAAAUAGAUAAAAUACAUAGUCUUUAUUAAGUAUAUAACAUAUUAUAAAAUGUAUUUGCAUGUAAGUGUACAUAAAGCAUAUUAAACAAUUAGUAUAUAAUAACACUAAAAAUUUUAUGCAUUUAUUAAAUAACAUAUCAUUGGCGUAUACUAUGUUAUUAAAAUGAUACAUAUUAAAGUUGAGCAUAAUCAUAUAUAAUAGCGAAAAA
This is a messenger RNA of Frieseomelitta varia, 2074 nucleotides long. It is a transcript of the gene por, whose product is annotated as protein-serine O-palmitoleoyltransferase porcupine. Gene Ontology annotation, molecular function: palmitoleoyltransferase activity; Wnt-protein binding. Gene Ontology annotation, biological process: protein palmitoylation; Wnt protein secretion; lipid modification. Bases 256 to 1641 code for a protein of 461 amino acids. Gene Ontology annotation, cellular component: endoplasmic reticulum; membrane. The record is from RefSeq and is a predicted model, not a curated record. The transcript is spliced from 6 exons. Lineage: Eukaryota; Metazoa; Arthropoda; Insecta; Hymenoptera; Apidae.